Molecule: messenger RNA, 15937 nt
Organism: Homo sapiens (human)
Lineage: Eukaryota; Metazoa; Chordata; Mammalia; Primates; Hominidae
Gene: IRS4
Product: insulin receptor substrate 4
Exons: 2
Coding region: 220-3990 (1256 amino acids)
Biological process (GO): insulin receptor signaling pathway; signal transduction
Cellular component (GO): plasma membrane
Molecular function (GO): insulin receptor binding
Source: RefSeq, a predicted model, not a curated record
AUUGCGCCGGUAGCAGGAUCCGCAGCGGCCGCCGCGUGAGGCUGUGGUCACGUGUUGUUUUGCCCGCUGUCGUGCGCUCAGAGUGGAGUGGGCGGGGGCGCGGGCCAAGGCAGGAGGGGGCUGGGGCGGGCAGACGAGGGUAGACAGCCUCUUCCCCCAACCCUCCCUUUCCUGAAUUCCCCCUCCUCCUCGCUCACCUUAAAACCAUCGUGCAUCACCAUGGCGAGUUGCUCCUUCACUCGCGACCAAGCGACAAGAAGACUAAGAGGUGCAGCAGCGGCGGCAGCGGCAGCUCUAGCAGCAGUGGUGACCACCCCGCUUCUUUCCUCGGGAACCCCGACCGCACUCAUUGGGACCGGGUCGUCUUGUCCGGGAGCCAUGUGGCUCUCCACGGCCACUGGCUCCCGGUCAGACUCCGAGUCCGAAGAGGAGGACCUGCCCGUCGGGGAGGAAGUCUGCAAACGCGGCUACCUGCGGAAACAGAAGCAUGGGCACAGGCGCUACUUCGUGCUCAAACUCGAGACUGCUGACGCCCCAGCUCGGCUGGAAUACUACGAAAAUGCCAGGAAGUUCCGGCACAGUGUCCGCGCCGCGGCGGCUGCAGCAGCGGCGGCCGCCUCUGGCGCCGCGAUCCCCCCGCUCAUUCCACCGCGGCGCGUGAUCACCCUAUACCAGUGCUUUUCCGUGAGCCAGCGAGCAGAUGCAAGGUACCGACACCUCAUUGCUCUUUUCACCCAAGACGAAUACUUCGCGAUGGUGGCCGAGAACGAGUCGGAGCAGGAAAGCUGGUACUUGCUGCUCAGCCGCCUCAUCCUCGAGAGCAAGCGCCGCCGCUGCGGCACGCUCGGCGCGCAGCCGGACGGAGAGCCGGCCGCGCUGGCGGCGGCAGCGGCGGCGGAGCCACCCUUCUAUAAAGAUGUGUGGCAGGUAAUAGUCAAACCCAGGGGGCUGGGGCACAGAAAAGAGCUGAGCGGCGUGUUCCGGCUGUGUCUAACCGACGAGGAGGUCGUGUUUGUGAGGCUGAACACCGAAGUGGCCAGCGUGGUCGUCCAGCUCCUGAGCAUCCGUCGCUGUGGACACUCGGAGCAGUAUUUCUUCUUGGAAGUAGGCAGGUCCACUGUCAUCGGUCCGGGAGAGCUCUGGAUGCAGGUCGAUGACUGUGUGGUUGCCCAAAACAUGCAUGAGCUGUUUUUGGAGAAGAUGAGAGCCUUGUGUGCAGACGAAUACAGAGCCCGCUGCCGCAGCUACAGCAUCAGCAUCGGCGCCCACCUGUUAACCCUGCUGUCCGCUAGGAGGCACCUGGGCUUGGUGCCGCUCGAGCCGGGAGGCUGGCUCAGAAGGUCCCGCUUUGAGCAGUUUUGCCACCUCAGGGCCAUCGGCGACGGGGAAGACGAGAUGCUUUUCACCAGGCGCUUCGUAACACCCAGCGAGCCUGUGGCCCACUCCAGGCGAGGAAGACUGCACCUGCCCAGAGGGCGCAGGUCAAGGAGAGCGGUUUCAGUGCCGGCCAGCUUUUUUCGCCGCUUAGCACCCAGCCCAGCACGUCCCCGGCACCCUGCAGAAGCCCCGAACAAUGGAGCUCGCCUGUCUUCUGAAGUGUCUGGUUCUGGCUCUGGCAACUUUGGGGAGGAAGGCAAUCCCCAGGGCAAAGAAGAUCAGGAAGGAAGCGGAGGUGACUACAUGCCUAUGAACAAUUGGGGCUCAGGAAAUGGCCGGGGCUCAGGAGGUGGCCAGGGCUCAAAUGGCCAAGGCUCCAGUAGCCAUAGCUCGGGAGGAAACCAGUGUUCAGGCGAGGGACAGGGAUCCCGAGGUGGUCAGGGCUCAAAUGGCCAGGGCUCAGGAGGAAACCAGUGCUCUAGAGAUGGCCAGGGCACCGCAGGUGGGCACGGUUCAGGUGGUGGCCAGAGACCUGGAGGUGGGCAUGGCUCAGGUGGUGGCCAGGGACCUGGAGAUGGCCAUGGCUCAGGUGGUGGCAAGAACUCUGGGGGGGGCAAAGGCUCAGGAAGUGGGAAAGGAUCCGAUGGUGAUGGUGAACGUGGAAAAUCUCUGAAGAAAAGAUCCUAUUUUGGCAAAUUAACUCAAAGCAAGCAACAGCAAAUGCCACCACCUCCACCACCUCCUCCUCCACCCCCACCAGCUGGAGGAACUGGUGGAAAAGGGAAGUCUGGGGGAAGAUUCAGACUUUAUUUUUGUGUUGACAGAGGAGCCACGAAAGAAUGCAAAGAAGCCAAAGAAGUGAAAGAUGCAGAGAUCCCAGAAGGUGCAGCUCGAGGUCCCCACAGAGCCAGAGCUUUUGAUGAAGAUGAGGAUGACCCAUACGUGCCAAUGAGGCCAGGGGUGGCCACCCCUCUUGUAAGCUCCAGUGAUUAUAUGCCAAUGGCUCCUCAAAAUGUCUCUGCUUCAAAAAAGCGCCACUCUCGAUCCCCUUUUGAAGAUUCAAGAGGGUACAUGAUGAUGUUUCCCAGAGUGAGCCCACCACCUGCUCCGAGUCCUCCAAAAGCACCUGAUACUAAUAAAGAGGAUGACUCAAAGGACAAUGACAGUGAGAGUGACUACAUGUUUAUGGCUCCUGGAGCCGGUGCAAUUCCAAAAAACCCCAGAAAUCCUCAGGGUGGCUCUUCCUCCAAAAGUUGGAGCUCCUACUUCUCUCUACCAAACCCUUUUCGGAGCUCACCUUUGGGACAGAAUGACAACAGUGAGUAUGUGCCAAUGUUACCUGGAAAGUUCCUGGGGAGGGGCCUAGACAAAGAAGUCUCCUAUAACUGGGACCCCAAAGAUGCAGCUUCAAAGCCUUCAGGUGAGGGAUCAUUCUCAAAGCCUGGAGAUGGGGGAUCACCUUCAAAGCCUUCAGAUCAUGAGCCCCCAAAGAAUAAAGCUAAGAGACCUAACCGACUUUCUUUUAUUACAAAAGGAUAUAAAAUCAAGCCAAAACCACAAAAGCCCACACAUGAGCAGAGAGAAGCUGACAGCUCUAGUGACUACGUCAACAUGGACUUCACUAAAAGAGAGAGCAAUACACCAGCUCCCUCUACUCAAGGACUACCAGAUUCGUGGGGCAUAAUUGCUGAACCCAGACAGUCAGCCUUUUCUAAUUAUGUGAAUGUUGAGUUUGGAGUGCCAUUUCCAAAUCCAGCAAACGACCUCUCAGAUCUUUUAAGAGCUAUACCACGUGCCAACCCCUUAUCUCUGGACAGUGCUAGGUGGCCACUUCCUCCCCUUCCCCUCAGUGCUACAGGUAGCAAUGCUAUUGAGGAAGAGGGUGACUACAUUGAAGUAAUUUUCAACUCAGCAAUGACACCAGCCAUGGCUCUUGCUGACAGUGCCAUUCGCUAUGAUGCUGAAACAGGUCGAAUCUAUGUGGUCGACCCAUUUUCUGAGUGCUGUAUGGAUAUUUCUCUCUCCCCCAGCCGAUGUUCUGAACCACCACCUGUAGCUAGGCUGCUGCAGGAAGAAGAGCAGGAGAGAAGACGCCCACAAAGCCGUUCUCAAAGUUUCUUUGCAGCAGCCAGAGCCGCUGUCUCUGCUUUUCCAACAGACAGCCUCGAGAGAGACCUUUCCCCAUCCUCAGCCCCGGCUGUCGCUUCGGCUGCAGAGCCGACUUUAGCCCUCAGCCAAGUUGUAGCUGCGGCCUCCGCGCUCGCCGCAGCCCCGGGCAUCGGCGCAGCAGCCGCAGCUGCUGGAUUUGACUCCGCCUCUGCCCGCUGGUUUCAACCUGUUGCUAAUGCUGCUGAUGCCGAAGCAGUAAGGGGAGCCCAAGACGUUGCCGGUGGCUCGAACCCUGGAGCCCACAACCCAUCUGCAAACCUUGCCAGAGGUGAUAACCAGGCUGGCGGGGCUGCCGCUGCAGCUGCCGCUCCGGAACCACCACCUCGCAGUCGCCGGGUGCCAAGACCCCCGGAGAGAGAAGAUUCUGACAACGACGACGACACUCACGUGAGAAUGGAUUUUGCCAGACGUGAUAAUCAGUUCGACUCUCCCAAAAGAGGAUAAAUUCCAGAAACCUUGAGUGUUCCUUUUCUCUGUCACUAGUAAUGACAGGCAAGUCACAUUUGCUGUGCCUCAUUUUCUUCUUUUAACCCCCCACCCUUCUAAAAGAGGGUGUGGUGACAACUUGAGAAUGGAUAUGAAUAUUAUUUCAAAGGUUUAAAAAGCAGUUAAAACAUUUAAUUCAUAUAUCUUAUGGGAAAUCAAGGAAAGCAAGAUAAGGCUGGAGGAAGACCUGACUCCAGGGGCAGCUUACCCUGGAAUGGUGGAAGUUUUUAAAGGGCUACUUUUCCAAAGGAAGAAGUAAGGAAGAGUAGGAGCUGUCAGACUUGGAAACAAGACUUAGAGUAAUUCUACUGUGUACAACAUUGUGGAAUGUUGUCAUCAGUGUGUCUUGAAACAUUUUCAAGAGAUGAUUGCAGAGGAUGAUGUCUCCAUAGUCUCAACUACCUUGCCUCUUAAGUAGAAUAUGCUUCUUUCCCAGUGAAGGGAAGGGAUGGACCCCAGCAGUUUUCAUUCCAGUAGUCAGUUUAGUGAAGAUUUUUGCUUUGCUUGCUUUGUGGAAUGCUUUUGUGAUUGGAUCUCUGCCCACUGUGCUUGAUCAGGCAGAACAAGUCGGGCACUGAUCACAACAGUCACCUAACAAGCUCCCUAUUUAAUGCAGGUGUAGCCCCCCCACAUCCCCUUUUUCUCCCUGCUAUAGAAAACUUGCCAUACACAAACUCACAUUUGCAGCGUGGACACAUUAAAGAGUGAUCAUUAAAACAACAAAAGGAUGCUUUGGCUUGCCAAAGGAUUCAAUUCAGACCUCUUUUAAACUGUGAGUUCCCUCCCCAACACACACACAUACACACACACACAAACACACAUGAUCACCACUGCUACCAUAAUCAUACGUUUAAAAUAUAUAAUUUCAUUUCCAAGUCUUUAAUCCAUAAUAAGAUUUUCAAGAGUAGAUCUACUUUAUUCUGUAGAAUAUACCUGAAAAUUGAUCUCAAUCUAUUGUUUGAGUCUAACUAUUGAAGACACCAUUUAUAAUUUUGAUGUAGAUGAUACACAGUUGCCUGUGUCCCUGUAGUACUUUCAAAAGGACCAGUUUUCAUAGAGGUUUAUUUUAAGAAGUUUAAGAUUUAAAUAGUGAAAUCUUACUGUUCCUUGAAUAAAUUCUGACUUCCCAAGGAAUACCUAGACACAAUGAUCAUUAUUUUAGCAUAAAUUCCUGAUUUAUGACUUUGUAGCUAUUUUGGAGAUUUAACAUUCUGUAAAUGCAUUGUUUAUUGAGGAAAUUCCUAGCUUUAUUGAGUGACUUUAGCAAGGAAGCUCUAUCUCACAGGGAGGCAGGCGCUUAGGUUGAAAUAAGAGAAUCAACGUGGAAGCACUUUGGAAUGUUAAAGCACUUUACAAAUGUAAGAUAUUUUUAGUGUCAUUGGAUUAAUACUGAAGUGAAAUUUCGGCAGUUUAAACUGAUUCAGUUUCUUGCAAAAUAAUUGAUCUUGAGGGUGAUUCCUGCACAUAAUUUGCUGAAAUACAUGAAAGGAAUGGUGGGGAUUGCCGGCGGGGGGGUGCGGGGGUGGGGGUGGUGGUGGUGGUGGUGGUGGUGUUGAUGGUGGUGAAACAACCCAUUGUAGGAAAUGACUUUGGUUAGCAUUUUAAUGUAAAUUGUAUGGUAGAAUGUUGUCUGUGAAGUGUUAAGAACAAGCUGAAUGAUUCUGAUCCUUUUUUAUUGUAAAGCUGUAGAAUAAUUUUCACUCAUUUCUGAUCUCUAUUUUCCUAUCUAACAUUAAAACAAAAACAAUCACGUUAGGAAACAAAAACAUAAUGCUUUGACAGAGGAACAAAUACCAUCUUUAUUAGAAGUUAUGUAUUUCAAAAAGUCAUUUUAAUUGAUGGCAGGUGCUUAGAACAGUGCCUGGCAUAUAGUAAGUACUAUACAUGAAUUAUUUUACAGUUAUUGCCAUUGUUAUUGUUGCUACUGUUAUUAUUACAUUUAGAAAAACAAACCUAAAUUAAGAUUCUCCAUCUGAAAAUCUCACUUUUCAGUUAGUCUUUACUUGCAUUUAAAAUACUUUACAUUAUUGUUCAGUUGGCAUGUUUAUAGAUUACCAUUUAAGUGAAGUGAGAUUAUAAAUCUGUGAGACAGCUGUUCUCAUGUAACACAAAAUUAAUAUGUAAUUCCAUUUACCUACAGUCACAUUGCGUAUAAGUAAGUACAGUAAAGGAAUUUACUCAAGUCGAUUAGAAAGAAACACCCAGAAGUAUAACCUUAGACAUGACUGUAUUAAUAAAUGAAAUAAUUUUUAAUCAUUUAUUAAAGAUGAAGUCUUCACAUUUUAAACACAUAGGUUAUAGGCAUUAGCAUUUAGGAGAAGAAUGUUGUUUCUUAUGCAGUUUAGUUUGACUGUUAACCUAUGUAUGACUAUUUGCUUCUUUUUCUACCUUACCUGAUGUACAAUUCAUAGUUCAAAAUGACUUGAGGUGAACAUUUUCCUGGUUUUUUUAUUCAAGAGAUGGGAGGAUAUAAAAGGGCAGCUCUAGGAGGGGUGAGAGAAUCGGUCAGCCAAAUUAGUAAUGUUAUGAUGGCACUUGGUAUUAAAAAGCAAAAAAAAAAAACUUUAGUAAUUAAUUUUUCAGUGUUAGACACUGUUAUCACCAUGAAGGAAUCAUGCUUCUUUUGAGUGUACUACUGCCAAACUUGUUGCUAUCAGUUAUAGGCACUAAGAGCACAUUGUUUUUAUUCCAUUGAAGUUAAUUAUUAUAAAAAUUUCCAUAUAGCAGAAAUUUCCCAGCUACCAUUGACGGAUCAUUUAUUUUAGGUAAUAUUCAACACCUCAAAAUUGGACAGUGUUUGGACUAAUGAGGUAUUUGUCCUCUAACAAUUAAAGAGGACUUCACUUAAUUAAAGUUAACUAAAGUUGUUCACAAUCAUUAUUCAUUUGCAUUCAUUCUAUUUUAAGAGUGAUGUUUUCAGGGUAAAAAUUUCAACUACUAGCAAAAUACUUACCUUAAACAAGGACCAGAACUUUAAUUAAGCACACCAGAAUGUCACACAUGUAUAAAAAUUCGAACGAGAUCUCUUACUUUCUUUUUCUCUCCCUAAUCCCCUGUUUUGGGAACAAACUUAGGCUUCUCAGAGUGACAAAAAAAUAAUUCCUGUGGGAAUAGAUGUGGCUGACGAGUGUAGGGAGAACUAAGGAAUAGUUUAUGUGAUUUAAAAGGGUCUAUUGUUAAAUUGUCAAAUUGUUGAUUGAGGAAAUGCUUUCCAGUUGCAGAUUGCCUUAUAGUUUGCAAAGCACAUUCACAUUCAUUAUUUUACUGAUGGAUGGUAAGUACUGGAAAUGAAGCCCAUGUUGAGAAUUUUCCCAAGAUCAAAAAGGUAAGUGGCAGAGCUGAAAAUCUAACUCAUACAUCUGAUUUCAAGUCCAGCACUCCACCCAACACAUGACACCUCCCUUUAAUCAGGUGUUUAGUCUGUUAUUUUCCCACUGGUGACAGAUUAUUACAUGGUUAAUGAUUAGGAAAAAAUUACAAGUUUGCUUUCACUUGAUAGUAGCAAAUUUUGUUGUAAGUAAUUCAUUCAGAGCAUUAUAACUGUGGACUAUCUUCCAGGACCUGGGUAAUUUUAUUACAUUGAACUGUUUGCCCUGGCUCUUAGAAUAAAAGAAUUUGACUUGUGCUGGAAUUGAAUGUUUUAAAUCUGAUAUAGGGAGGAGUUGGUUAAUCUUCACUGCCCAAACACAAAUAGUGUAUGUAUCUAUUUAGAUCCCACAGAAACAUUGAAAGGAAAGAAAGUGAAUUGAGGGUGCAUUCAGUAAAUUUCCAUUAAUGGUCAUUUCUUUAACUGAAGUUAGAUUUCUUUGAUUUUCCUAAUAAUUCAUUGACAUUUGGGAGUUAUAGCAAAAAGUCUUUUCAUUUAAUUUCUUCCUUCAUUAUAAAAUUUGGUAUUCUGAUCUAAAUCAGCACAGUAGGCAAAACAGGAUAAAGUAAGACAGGUGGAAGAAUAAGCAGUGUAGCAAUAGACGUUCUUCAUUUGUUUAAAAAGUGAACUUGCUUUUGGCAGUCAGGCAAGUAGAUUUUAGAAGCCUUGAAAAUCAAACUCUCUCCUUGGGACAUAGAAAUCCCUGUUUACAAUUAAGUUCAUUUUGAUUUAGCACCUUUUUUAAGGCUUUAAGAGUAUAUAAAAAUAGCCCAGACGUUUUAUUGGCAGUAUUGGAAAAUAGCUUUUGUAAAAUGCUUAAUUAAAACUUUCAGUAUAUUUUCUCUAAGAGGUGCUGCCAGACUCUUAGAUAGUGAGGAUCAUUUACUAGAAAACGUUGCUUGGUCUUGAAUGAGAAAUGAGAAAUUUAAGACACUGCUUUUUAUAAUAAUGAAAUAAAUACAUCACAAAGCACUGAGUUUUUGCCACAAUCAUUGGAUUGCUGAUUUUAAAGCUAUUGAUAAAAUUGCCAAGAAAAAUGUGCUUGCCAUAUGAACUUAAAAUAUAUUCUCCAGCAAUUCUGCAUUGAUUAUUGGUAAUGUAGCUACAGGUCUCACAUUUCCACCUUAUUUUGGAAAAAUAGACUCAACACUUGAGAAAUAGGAAUGUUUAAAGAUGUUUCUAGUGUAAAUUAUAUACUGUUUUAGAUAUGCAUUUUUAGAGGGUACCUUUCAACUUCUGGCUGAAUAAUUAAUUUCUUUUAGAAUGGAAAACAUGUACUUAAAUACUUAUUAAGUGAAAUGAGAAAGUUACUGCUAUUUUCUCUUAGCUUCCUGAUACCUCUUUCUUAUUGGUUAGGGUUGCAUUGGUUGUGUUCUGUGAGUCUUACCCUCAUGUGCCCUUUGCCAAACUUGUGCCCUUGAAUUCAGGCAAACAUGCCCUUUCCUGGUCUCUCUCUGGCUGAAAAGGUGAGGGCCACUGUGGGAGUCCUGCAGGGCCCAUAGAGGGCUUCGCCAGAUGUUGAUCACUCCCAGUACACAGCCUUCUUGCACUUAGCUUGCAGAGGCAACCUUCCUUGUAGGGAUCCUUGUUGUACAGAUCCAAGGCUGUGCUGCCUGCCCUACUGUCACUUGGCACAGAAGCAGCUGGGCCGGUGUUUAAAGCUAUUUUCAUGGUUGGAUUGAUCACAAUAUGUUUGAUGCCAGCCACACCUUCUGGAUUUACCGAAUAUCUAAUUCCCUAUAUAUUGUAGUCACUUUAGCUAGUUUUGACAAUUUAUAUAAUUUUUCUCCUAUGAUUAAUAAUUUCCUACUUAUAGACUUGAAACUUAGAAUAACAGUGAAGUUUCCAUCUCACAAUUAAUCUUGAAAAUUGCUCACAUGUGUAUCCAUGGGGCCCUUGAAAGUCUGACCAGCAAAUGUGAUUUUUUACUCUUGCUUUUUAAAGUUUUAUGCCUCCAGUCUUGAAAGCUUACCAACCUUGUCCUCGCACUCAGAGUCCUGUGCCCCCACCCACCUCCAUGAUGAAGUCCUUAUUGUUGCUGCAGCUUUUACCAUAGUUUCCCUUCGGCUGUCACCCUGCCUCCGACUCUUCCAACUGGUUGAGUAUGGGGGACACAAUUCCUAUUGCCAUGGCUGGAAGACAUAUAUUCCUGGAGUCUCAAACUGAAACUUCACAUACAUCUUCCCUCAGAAAUGAUGACUGGGUAUAGUCAAAAUAGUUCUCUGUUAGUUCAGGAGUUGCAUAGGUUAAAUAUAGGCAUAUCUAGACAAAGCUAUAAACCUAUCCACCAUUAAUUUAUGACAUUGUUUCUACAAGAUAAUUUAUUCUGAGUUUCAACUAAACAAUGACCUUGGAAUAUGUCUGUUUUGUAAAUUUGAAACUGCCUAUAUUAGAAUUCUAGUAACUUGCAUUCUUUAAGUUGGCAGUAACUAGGCAGCAGAGUGAAGUGGCCCAUGUGUGUGUUGGGAAGUAGUGGAGAAGCUGACCUACCAUGAAAAUCCUGUAGCUGAUCUCCAUAGAGUUUGUAUCCAGAUACUCAAGACUGGAAUGCACAUGCAUAAGUGGCCCAGGGCCUGCUAACAAAGGGCAGGUGUAAAACGAUUGAGCUGACCUUUGAGGAGAUGGGGGUUUACAAGUGUCAUACAUUUCCCUUACAGAUUCUUUUGAGCAUUCUGUCCCAAAACUAUUGCCAUUGUGGGAACAAAGGUAUUUUAUCAUCCGAUCUAUGAAGGAGAUAAUAGUCUGGUAUAAUUGGUGUUGUAAAGACUAGCAGCGAUUAUUACUAGUUUUUAGCCUUGAGCAAUAGCACUUAAUUUUAUCAAGUCCUAGAGAGUCAUCCUCCUCUACAAUCACAGGGCACAGAAAAGUAUGAUGAUCCUUUCUUAUUGAGAAAAAACAAAAAAACCUACAUAUACUCCAGAGACAAUGCUAAGCUAACUAAUAUAAUUGCAUUAUUAUACAUUCAUCUUUGGCAUGUAUGCUUCAACAUAUCUUUCUUUGCUUCCCUUUUUUUUUUUUUUUUUGGUGCUUUACUUGGUUGCCCCUGCUUAUGUGAGCUCCAGUUGAUCACAGGGGUGCAGGGAUAGCAUGUUGUCAAAUGAACAGAGUGAGGAAUUUGCAAAAACCCUUGAAAAACAUUUUUGAGCUCCAGGAAAAUUGGAGCUGAAAAGAUAACUAAGACAAUAAGUUUGCAGAAAGGGAAAAGAGAAUGAGAGAAUAACAAUAUAUUGUUAUAGGUUCACCUUUCUCUGAGCAGAGGAAAUACUGCUGUUUCGGACUUCAAAAUGUAAUAGAGGCAUAUUUAUGAUUCAUAUAAAGAGGUCUGAAAUACCCUGGAGGAACUGCCUACUUGGCUCACCCUACAAAUUUCCAGGGAUAUUGAAGUCAUCUGUGCAUUAUUAGCGUAUUAAAGAUUAAUGUUCAGGUUUAUAUCAUUAUAUAACUCGAAACAGAAAAGUUUACUUCAUUUGUUUUUGAGAAAAAAAAGUUCCCUGCCAGAUUUUGGUAGGAGGAGUAGGGAAAUAUUUUGACUCAUCAGAGUCCACUGAGGUUUUCUAUAUUACAGAGAAAAAUUACCUGAAGAGUAUACCACCCAUUAAAAAGGGUGAAAUUAACUUGUUGUUUAAAAGACCUUUGAUUAAUUGGGAAAAUAAGAAUAUACAAUAAGGUAAGUAUUUAUAACCUGUCAGUAUCAAAUGGGAAUAAUACAUCCAAAACAGACCACAUUAUUACAAGCAUCACCAUUUACCUUGCUGAUGGUGAAAUCACAUAAAAAUGAACGGGAGACAAAUCUAAGGUAUGACUUUUAGCCCUUUAAUAUUCAUUUUGCAGACUGUUCACAACCAAGUUUUAAUCUCGAAUUGCUUUCCUUUGCCACCCAGCAAGCUUCUGAGUUGCUUCCUUACGCUGUUCUUUGGAAUGUGCCCCGGGAAUGUAAACUCAUUUUAAUAUUGGCCUAAGUAAAAUAGGAUUAUAAAGGCAAAUCUGUGGCUCAAGUUCCCAUAAUGCAUUUCAAAAGCAAGUUAAAUUAUUUUGGGAUUAUCCUGUUUGGGAUAACAUUAUUCCUUUCUACUAGCAUAGUUAAUCAAGAAUUGACAAAUGUAUUUUGUGAAGUAAACAUGAAAUUACACAAUUAUUUGUCACUUUUUAUUAAGUUACCAAACAUUCACUUAAUGCUGGUGUAGGUGUUAUAGGAAAGCAAUGGCAAUAUGAAUCAAAUUUUAGUAGAGGCUCUGUCAUUUAAAAAAAGGAAAGAGAAAGAAAAACAACUCCAAUAAAAGCAAAUGUUCCUAAUCUUAGUAUAAUGCCAAUAGGGUAGUUAUAUGGAGCUUAAUUUGCAGGUUUCUGGGAAAAUAUAUAUGAAAUCCAGUGUAUCAUAUAAGACAGCAAGAAGUCCCUUUUAAAGCACAUGCAAUGUGCUAUAUAUGGACAUAUGAAAAUAUUUUUGGUAUUAAAACAAAAUAGUAAACUAAACUAGGUGAAAUACCUUCCUAACCUUAAAUAUCUAUUUUAAAAUGUAGCUGAUAUCUGAUAACACUGUAAUACUGGUACUGGUCUAGCCUAAUUUUGCAGCGAAUUAACAGUUACUAAUAUGCAGUCUCACAGUUAACUGUGGUUAUCACAGACUCCUUUCUUCCUGUGUAGAACUAGAUACAUAAAAUGUAAAAUUUCCUAAACCCACUGCUGACAGGAAAGCUUAAUACCUUUACUAAUCUAUGGCAUUUUUUUGAGACAGGGUCUCACUCUGUCACCCAGGCUAGAGUGUAGUUGCGCGACAGGGUUUCACCAUGUUGCCCAGGCUGUUCUUGAAAUCCUGGCCUCAAGGGAUCCACCUGCCUUGGCCUCCCAAAGUGCUGGGAUUAUAGGCAUGAGCCACCAUGGCUAGCAUUUUUUUAAACUUCUAAUCUACAAGAACAAACCUAUACAUUGAAUCUUAAUGAAGAGACACAACUAGUAAGAGGGAAAUGUACUGUUCCCACUCAGUGCUUCAUCCAGCUGCAAAUUUGUUACAUUUUAAAAAUCCUUGAGCCCAGGAGUCUGGGUGGGGCUGCAGUGAGCCAUAAUGAUGCCACUGCUCUUCACCCUGGGCAGCAUAGUGAGACCUCAUCUCUUUAAAAAAAUUGUAAAACCUUUGAUGAGAAAAUGAAUACUUAAAAUGUAUAUUUCCAGUUUAAUAGACAAUCUUGUACUUGAAGCCCACUCUGGGGGAUGUUUUCCAUGGAUUCUUUUAAGAUGUCUCAAAUAAAAUAGAAUACUUGGUACUUUGUGGUGACCUGAUCUUAAGGUAACACUGGCAUCCCAUAAUCAAUUUGCUGAUCAUUUAUUCCUAUCCCUUCUCUGGUCCAGCACCUUCUUCUAUGUAUCUGAUCACCCCCUGCCACACUCCCCAUUAUGCACCCACUCAAAAGCAGAAAGCCAAGAGAAUAAUGCUGGAACUUUUUUCUUUUAUUAAACAGAUGGGAAUUUCAAGUCUCCUUUGCAGGUAUGACUUUGUUCUAUUAGAAGAAAUUCAAUGAUUGAGUCUAGAGACCAUCACCAAUGCUGUACUUAAAUCCUAUGACUUGUGCCACAUAACCUGGUGAAGGCAGAGUCAAACAUGUAGAAGAAGAAGAAAAAAAUCUGUUUCUCUGCACAAUGCCUGGCUCACUCUUGGGCUCCACUGGAAGAAAGUAGAACAGUGCACGCACGUGCAAAGAUGCUGUCCACCAGAAAUGUCAGUGACAGCCUGGGGGCAAGAAGAAUAACUGCCCUUGUGUCUUUGCCCAGCUGAUAUUCCUCACAGGCAGCCAGCAGAGUUGAUUAACCAUGUCCAUGCCCAGGCAGUCUCCUCUGUAUAUCUCUCAAAAACUUCUAGUUAGAUUUUGUUUUGUUUUGUGUUGUUUUGUUUUAAAACAGGGUGGGGGUGACAGCUCUCCACAUUAAUUCUGCAAGUAACUUUUGUUUUAUUAUCUUUUUCCUAGAGUGAUUAUAUUGCCACAAAAACACAUUUUAGAAGAAAAGUGAUGCUUAUGGAAUUUUAUCUUCGUCUACUCCAGAUCUGCCUAAAGGAAAGAAAACUCAGAGGCUUCUGAGUAGAAAGCAACCCAAAUUUCUACAAGCCUACAAGUGGACUCUGGCAAUUGAAUGAUCCUAUUCAUGCAGAUCAUUCAUACUGCUGCUUAUGGAUCCAGUGAUUUCUAAUUAACAAUAUUUACACUGUGCUUUGUUUUUUGUUUUCUGGUUUUCCUCCCCAGUCUGUCCCUUUGAAAGGAAACAGAUACUAUACAAGUGAGCAUCUCAUAACUCUUUCCCUCUUUAAAAAAAAGUAACUUAGAAUACAUAUAAAUUUGGUCAAUGCCAAUUUUAAUAAUGUAAAAUAUUUAGAUUCAAUUUUGAAGUUGAAAAACUUUAAACCAGGGCACAUAAAGAAAAAACAGCUGUCAUAAUUGGAAGGAAGGUAUGAUCUGGAAUCUUUUUUCCGAGUAUUACACACACAAAACAUUUCUUGAUCAAUGAAUUAAAUGUCAACUGAACUGAUAUCUUGAUGGGGCAUUACCAGUAUUUUAAAGGCAGGACUAAAGGGCAGAUUAUUUCAAGUUUUGCUCAUUAGCAAAACUGCAACAUUCUGCUCAUGUUAUAUGUCAAUGAAACUAAUAUCUUGAUUGAGCAUUUCCAACAUUUUAAAGGCAGAACUGAGAAACAGCUAUUUGUUCACAUACAACACUGUGAUGUUCUGCCUGAAAAUCGAUUGAGUAUUUCCAAACCUAUUAUUUUUCAUUUAUUGUGAAACCUACAUUUACCUCCUAAAAGAAACAAAGCUCUUCAAAAGUCUCUUCCCAAGGCCCCUCCCUGCUUCUCUGGGCCUCUCCCCACUUUCAACCUCUAUUCUACUUUUUCUUAUUCUUUCUCCAUUUUCCCCAAUGCACACUCUUCCUCUUAUGCCCAUGGCUACUAUAAAGAGAUCAAUUUCCCAUAUUCAAGAAAUUAGUGUUUACUUAUCAAUCAAUAUUCUGACAAAAACUUAAGCCAAAAAGAACCUCUUAUAAGGCCUUGUUUCCUUCUGGAUAUUGAGCCAAUAUAAGAUGUACCAAAUUAAAAAAAAAAAUCAGAGCAAGCUCCCCCCCGUUCUAUUUUUGCUUGCCUCUGAUGUAAACUGAAUUAAGAUUUUAGGUACCUGGACCUUUGAGAACGUGACACUAGCAAGGUGGUGACCACAGAGAAUAGGUACAAAGGUCUUGAAGCUUGCUUAGAGCUUUGUUCCGUGGUGGCACACAAAUCUUGGCUUGCUGUACCAUCAUUGGCAAACCUCAUCAUAUCACAGUUGGGUGUGUUUGUAUGUGUGUGAGCACUAGUGUGUGUGUGUACAUAUUCGUGUGUAUGCACACUUUGUGUACCUGUGUACAUGUGAUUGUAGAUGUACCUGUUGUGUGUAAACUCUGUUAAAAUGAAAUUUGCUUCGCAUUUAAUGUGCAACUUUGAAGUAGUGUAAUAUUUAUCUAAAGGUUUUCACUACUUGGUUUUAAUGUCUUUGAACGUGUACUUCUAUCUUCAAGCAAGCUUAUAGUACGUGUUGCUAAACUAACUUUUCCAAAGAACCGAGUUGACUUCUAUUUUUCCUUGCCUACCAACCAAAGGGAUGGUGGGCUCUUUUUUCCCUCUUGUAAAUUGUGCUGAGGAGAGGACGUGGCUAUGAGAUCAGUCAUUGUUCCAGUUACUGGUCACUGCUAGGGCAUCAACUUUAUCAGUUCCUUCAGACUCUUCUCUUUUUCCAACCUAAUCAAAUAACGCAGUGUGGCUUUUGUUCAUUAUAACAACGCGCUCUUUAGGCAACUUUUUUUCAAGCCUUCUGUCACCAUUUUAUUUUUUCAAGUAAGUUAAGUAAUAAUUGUUCAGAAUUGUGGGAAAAAAGAUUACUUGGGGGAAAAUACUGUAUCACUUUAUUUGCAUAUUAGGUUCAGAAGCUGCCAGCAGACAGGGUACAGAGGGUACAGCACAGAUGUAACAGUUGCUGAAUAAAUGAAUGAGAAACCUCAUACACAGUAGUACGUAUUAUACAAAUAGUAACAGGUACACAUAGUCACAGGUACUGCAUAACAAAUGCAAUCUUGUUCUCAUUAUUUAUUAGUUUACAGACAAUUAAUUUAUUCAGUAUUGUGCUGGAAGAAUCUUUGUGGAAUAUGUUUACCAACUUAUCACUUACCUUCCAGCUAUCAGUUCAUGCUGCUAAGAAAAAACAAUGAUGGAAUAUUUUUGUGUGUGUGACCUCUACAUUUAAUUUGAUAUCAGGCAUAGUCACUUGGUCGUUAAAAACUGAAACUUUACAGUUCCACCAGCUAAUUACAUCUGCUAUUUCUGCUUCACAGAUAUGCUUUGAGUUGCUUUGGCUUUGUCUUCCUUUGUAAAUACUCUUGUACUUUCUUUUCCUUGUAAACAUCUCGUUUGCAGUUUUGGGAGACGACUUUGCAACUCUGUAUAGUGUUUAUAUAUAUAUGUAUAUCUAUAUAUAUCUGACUUGCCUUUCCAUACAGCUACUCACAAUAAAUGUGUUCAUGUAAAUUA